GAAGUGUUUCCGGGUCCCGCAGCCCGGCUGAUGUAGCUGCGGUUACGUUGCCGUGGUAGGUUGCGGCCGUUAGAGGGGCGAGGCCCGAGGGGCCGGCGGCGGCGGCGGCGGCUACGGGAACCUCCCGGCCGGUGUUAAAAGUGGAUUGUGGCUCACGUGUCAAAGGAUGGCACGCUCACGGUCACGGUCACGGUCUGGAUCCCCCAGGUGGAAACACAGGCCUUUAUCACCAAUACCUGAAUUCUACAGGCAAAGACCUUUUCAUGGGCAUUAUGACUGUGAAUAUAGGAAUGAUCCGAAAAGACUCACCACUUGGAGAACGGACAAUGAGCAACAUGGACAGAGUAAACCAAGGAUUCCUUCUCGUGGAAAUACGUAUUACCGACCUUAUGAACAUAGAUCACCUUCCCCAAACAUAAGAAGAAACUCUUUAGACUUUCAUACUUAUAAGCCUCAGCAAGUAUAUUUACCAGAAAGAGAGGAGAGUGAUAGAAGGUCUCAGUAUACGCCCAGAUACUCAGAGGGUGUAUCCUACAAAGAGCACCAGAGGAAUUACUAUCCCCAGCAAAUGCAAGGAAGGUAUAUUCCUGAUGACCACAGAGUUACAGGAAGUGGAACAGGAGGGAAACCACCUCAGAGGCCAAUAGCAGAUUCUUUUAGAUUCGAAGGAAAGAGGCAUGAAGAUGAGUUGAGGCACCAGAGGACACACGAUAAAAAAGAUUAUCAGUCACUUAGAAGAGGCUCUGAAGAUUUUGAGAAAUGGAGCUCUUUUCAGAACAGGUAUCCUGAGGAUCGUUAUUUCAGAAAACAUGGACACACAUCAGAAAGACCUACAGACAUGGAGAGGUACGAAAGCAGAGAGCCUGCCAGAAGCGCACAGCGGAAGUCCAGGCAUUCUUUUCUGCCUGAGAGGAAAGAUCACUGGAACCUGGGGUCCCAAGCUCAUCGACACUUUCAGAGGGAGCCCCCGGAGACCAGUUCAGCAGCCAGGGUAUCCAGCGACUAUCACCAUAGACGUCACAAGACCUCAGACGGGAACCAGGACUUUUCUGAUGGAAAAACUCAGAAGUACUCUAAGGAGGAAGAUAGAAAAUACAGUCCUCAAAAAGGCCCGGUGAAUAGACAGCCCAGUUGUUCUAAUGCUGGAAAAAGGAGAGAGCCUGAAGGUGGGCAAGUCAAAGAACCUCUUCAACCGUCUAAGAAAGACUGCACUACCUGUGUUCAUUCCAGUAAAAGUGAAGUUGGUUUGAGCGCCUAUGCUGGCAAAAGGAAGGACAAAAUAAAGAAAGAAGGGGAUGGCGGAAGAGAGAGCUACUCUUCCAGUAACCGACUUGAUAAAAGUAAACUUUCCAGUGUAAAACCUUCAUCUGCCGGUCUCAUGAGGAAAUCACUUAAAGUUACAGUAAAUGCAAAGAAAAGAGUAAAUUCAUCCAGGGUUGCUUCUAGCAACACAGAGAGACAGAUGUCACAUGAUUUGGUUGCUGUUGGCAGGAAAAGUGAGAACUUUCAUCCAGUGUUUGAACAUCUUGACUCAACUCAGAAUACUGAAAACAAACCUACAAGAGAAUUUGCUCAGGAAAUCAUAACUAUAAUCCAUCAAGUUAAAGCAAAUUAUUUUCCAUUACCCGACAUUACUCUACAUGAGCGUUUCUCAAAUAUACAAGAUACAAAAGCUGCAGAUGUAAAUGAAAUUAAAUUGAAUCCAGAUCCAGAAAUUCACAGGAGAAUAGAUAUGUCUUUGGACGAACUUCAGAGUAAACAAACUAUGGUAUAUAAUUCAGAACAGACUCUGGUCAAAGUAAUAGAUCCAAAUGACCUACGACAUGACAUUGAAAGAAGGAGAAAAGAACGGUUACAGAAUGAAGAUGAGCACAUUUUUCACAUAGAUAGUCCUACAGAGAGGAAUGAUCAGCCUUCCAGUUUUUCAAGUUUGAAGGAUACUGAUGAUGGAUUUGAAAAACCUCCGUGUUUUACAAAAUCAAAUUCUAGAAAAUUUAUUCAGGAAUGUCACAUGAAGUAUACGAUGCAGAGAAGCGGCAUUACUCACAAACUAUUUGGAGUUGAGGAAAACGAUCAAAACACAGAAGGCUUUACAAGACCUUUUAAGACCAACUUUAGAGAUGGAAGAUUUCAGCCCCAUUAUAAAUCAGGCCUAGUACAGACGAGUUUGUACAUUCAGGCUAAAUACCAGCGUUUACGGUUCACUGGUUCAAGGGGAUUUAUCACUAAUAAAUUCAGAGAAAGAUUACUGAGGAAAAGAAAGUUUUAAUAAUGUAAGAGCCUAGUAAAAGGAAUAUACAAACAUUGCCACAGCAAUCUAAUCGGGGAUUGUUACAAAUGGAAACGACACUACAGGAUAUUUGGGAGCAUCUCUUUGUCAGGAGUUAGAAUUGGCACUAAAGCACUAAUUGUAACUUUCUUGAUACAAUAAAUUUAUUUUUCUGUAGUGGAAUGCUGCAACUUUUUUACUCUUCAUUGCUUUUAAAUUACGGUAUUCAAUUGAAAAGUUGUAUUAAACUACAGUUUCUUUUGCAAAAAGUUUCAAAAGGGCAUUUAUUUGUUGAAUUUUUCUCUGAGCAUGAUUUCAUAGGGAACUUAACUGAGUUACAUCCAAACAUUUAUAUGUUGAAAGUUUUGCUUAUGUAAUAAAAACAAAAGUAUCUGAAUUGUAUAGUGUCUGUACAUGACAUAACUUUAAACAGUGGCCUUACGGUAGCAAGUUUUAUACUAGGUUUUUCUUUUUCUGAUGACACUUUGGCUUAUAACUUGAAGUUUUCUUAAGUUUCUGGAGAUCAAGGCCUAUAUAAUUCAUACAUUUCAUAUUGUGACAUAAGAAAGCGAGAGAAAAGGUGCUUCAAAUAUUCCAUCAGGUAGUUAUGAGUGCACUGAAUUUUUAGUAAUUGGUUCAUUCAUUGUUUUCCCACAACUGUUUGCUCUUUCCCAAUUUCAAAAUGCUAUUGUGGAAAAUACGUGAAGAUUUUGUAAUCUAUAUUCCAUCUUACUUUCCCUCAGGGCAAGCUUGUGCAUAUCAUAUUUUUAAAGGCUUUUUAAAAAUUUGACAAAAUCUCAUAUUUGGAAAUUGUACUUUACUACUACAGCGUUACACAUUUUGCAAGCACAUAUUAUAAAGUGUUUAAGUUCAGUUGUAUUGAGUACCUAUUAUGUAUAAGAUAGACGUGAUGGGAUUUUAAAUGAUAUUUUAGGCUUCAGUACCUUAUUUCUUUAUGUUUUCUGUGUUCUACUUAAUUGUACAUGUACA
This is a messenger RNA of Rhinolophus ferrumequinum (greater horseshoe bat), 3259 nucleotides long. It is a transcript of the gene BCLAF3, whose product is annotated as BCLAF1 and THRAP3 family member 3. The record is from RefSeq and is a predicted model, not a curated record. NCBI's taxonomy places the organism in Eukaryota, Metazoa, Chordata, Mammalia, Chiroptera, Rhinolophidae. The coding region runs from base 167 to 2269 and encodes 700 amino acids. Gene Ontology annotation, cellular component: mediator complex. The transcript has 13 exons. Gene Ontology annotation, biological process: positive regulation of transcription by RNA polymerase II. Gene Ontology annotation, molecular function: transcription coregulator activity; DNA binding.